GAGGCGCCCAACAUGGAGGGCGCGGAGGCCGAGAGGUUCGAUGGCCUCCUGCUGAACGUGGCGCAGCAGGCUGGUUCCAUUGAGAACAUUCUCGACAUGUUCUUCGGCUUCCUGCAACGCAAGACCGACUUCUUCACUGGGGCUCAGGACGAGGCGGCCGCGGAGGCGCUCAUCAUGAAGUACUACAAGAAGCACUGGAAAGCCGGUCUGAAGCGGCGCCAGGAGAUACAGGAGAAGAACAAGGUAGCCGACGAGGAGCGAAAGCAGAAGGCGGAGGAAAGGAAAAGAAAAGACGAGGAGGAGUACAAAAGGAGGCAAGAGGAGCUAGCCAAGAAGCAGGCAGAGGCUCCUGCGAUCGAAGAGGUCACAGACGAGGAGGCGGCCAAGAUCAAGGCUGAAAAAGAAGGCCGAAAAGACGACAGUGGAGAGGGGGACAAAGGCGAAGAAGAGAAGGAAGAAGAUAGCAAGGAGCCGCCGCCAGUAGGGAAUGGCGGAACCACAGACAAGUACACCUGGACUCAAACCCUCAGCGCCCUCGAGGUCUUUGUGAACGUGCGACCUGGUGUGCGGGCUAAGCAGAUCGUCUGCGACAUCGGGGGCGAUACCCUGAAGGUGGGCAUCAAGGGCGAGCCGAUGAUCAUGGAGGGCAAGCUCCACUCCAAGAUCAAGUCGGACGACUGCACGUGGACGCUGCUCGACAACAAGGUCGUCCAGAUCUCGCUCGAGAAGUUCGACGGGAUGAAGUGGUGGAGCUGCGUGAUGGAGGGCGACCCAGGC
Messenger RNA from Prorocentrum cordatum, 777 nucleotides. The record is from the annotation of a GenBank genome assembly. NCBI's taxonomy places the organism in Eukaryota, Dinophyceae, Prorocentrales, Prorocentraceae.